Closterium sp. NIES-65 is the source of this 5823-nucleotide messenger RNA. The record is from the annotation of a GenBank genome assembly. Lineage: Eukaryota; Viridiplantae; Streptophyta; Zygnematophyceae; Desmidiales; Closteriaceae.
AUGGGCGCCUAUCUCUAUGGGCGCCUAUCUCUAGGGGCCCCUAUUCAGAUAGGCGACGUGGACGUGGUCGUGGACGUGGACGUGGACGUGGUCGUGGACGUGGUCGUGGACGUGGUCGUGGACGUGGACGUGGACGUGGACGUGGACAUGGACCUGGACGUGGACCUGGACGUGGACCUGGACGUGGACGUGGACGUGGUCGUGGACGUGGGCGUGGACCUGGUCGUGGACGUGGACGUGGACGUGAACGUGGACGUGGUCAUGGACGUGGACGUGGACAUGGACGUGGACAUGGACGUGGACGUGGACGUGGUCGUGGACGUGAACGUGGAUGUGGAGGACGUGGACGUGGACAUGGAGGACGUGGACGUGGACGUGGAGGACGUGGACGUGGACGUGGUCGUGGACGUGGUCGUGGACGUGCACGUGGACGUGGACGUGGACGUGGACGAGGCCUUGGAGGAUGACGUGGAAGUGGACGUGGACGUGAACGUGGACGUGGACGUGGACCUGGACGUGGACGUGGAGGACGUGGACGUGGACGUGGAGGACGUGGACGUGGACGUGGUCGUGGACGUGUACGUGGACGUGGACGUGGACGUGGACGUGGAGGACGUGGACGUGGACGUGGUCGUGGACGUGGCCGUGGACGUGGCCGUGGACGCGGACGCGGACGCGGAGGUGGACGCGGACGCGGACGCGGAGGCGGACGCGGACGCGGACGUGGCCGUGGCCGUGGACGUGGCCGAGGACGUGGCCGUGGCCGUGGACGUGGACGUGGACGUGGCCGUGGCCGUGGACGUGGACGUGGCCGUGGACGUGGCCGUGGCCGUGGACGUGGACGUGGCCGUGGCCGUGGACGUGGCCGUGGCCGUGGCCGUGGACGUGGACUGGACGUGGACGUGGACGUGGACGUGGUGGACGUGGACGUGGACGUGGACGUGGACGUGGACGUGGACGUGGACGUGGACGUGUGGGUGGACGUGGACGUGGACUUGGACGUGGACAUGGACAUGGACAUGGGUGGACGUGGACGUGGACUUGGACGUGGACGUGGACGUGGACGUGGACGUGGACGUGGUCGUGGACGUGGUCGUGGUCGUGGACGUGGACGUGGUCGUGGACGUGGACGUGGACGUGGACGUGGACGUGGACGUGGACGUGGACGUGGACCUGGACGUGGACGUGGACGUGGACGUGGAGGUGGACGUGGAGGUGGACGUGGACGUGGACGUGGACGUGGACGUGGACGUGGCCGUGGCCGUGGACGUGGACGUGGACGUGGAGGACGUGGACGUGGACGUGGUCGUGGACGUGGAGGACGUGGACGUGGACGUGGAGGACGUGGACGUGGACGUGGAGGACGUGGACGUGGACGUGGAGGACGUGGACGUGGACGUGGUCGUGGACGUGGUCGUGGACGUGGACGUGGACGCGGACGUGGACGCGGACGGGGACGCGGAGGUUGACGCGGACGCGGACGCGAAGGUGGACGCGGACGCGGACGCGGAGGUGGACGCGGACGCGGACGCGGACGCGGACGCGGAGGUGGACGCGGCCGUGGCCGUGGACGUGGCCGUGGACGCGGACGCGGACGCGGAGGUGGACGCGGACGCGGACGCGGAGGCGGACGCGGACGCGGAGGUGGACGUGGCCGUGGCCGUGGACGUGGCCGUGGCCGAGGACGUGGCCGUGGCCGUGGACGUGGACGUGGCCGUGGCCGUGGACGUGGACGUGGCCGUGGACGUGGCCGUGGACGUGGGCGUGGCCGUGGACGUGGACGUGGCCGUGGCCGUGGACGUGGCCGUGGCCGUGGCCGUGGACGUGGACGUGGACGUGGACGUGGACGUGGUCGUGGACGUGGACGUGGACGUGGACCGAGUCACGUGGACGUGGACUGGACGUGGACGUGGACUGGACGUGGACGUGGACGUGGACGUGGACGUGGACGUGGACGUGGACGUGUACGUGGACGUGGACGUGGACGUGGACGUGGACGUAGACGUGGACGUGGACGUGGACGUGGACGUGGACGUGUACGUGGACGUGGACGUGGACGUGGACGUGGACGUGGACGUGUACGUGGACGUGGACGUGGACGUGGACGACGUGGACGUGGACGUGGACGUGGACGUGGACGUGGACGUGGACGUGGUCGUGGACGUGGACGUGGUCGUGGACGUGGACGUGGUCGUGGUUGUGGACGUGGACGUGGUCGUGGACGUGGACGUGGACGUGGUCGUGGACGUGGACGUGGACGUGGUCGAGGACGUGGACGUGGACGUGGUCGUGGACGUGGUCGUGGUCGUGGACGUGGUCGUGGUCGUGGACGUGGACGUGGACGUGGACGUGGACGUGGACGUGGAGGUGGACGUGGACGUGGACGUGGAGGUGGACGUGGACGUGGAGGUGGACGUGGACGUGGACGUGGACGUGGAGGUGGAGGUGGACGUGGACGUGGAGGUGGACGUGGAGGUGGACGUGGAGGUGGACGUGGACGUGGACGUGGACGUGGACGUGGACGUGGACGUGGACGUGGAGGUGGACGUGGAGGUGGAGGUGGACGUGGAGGUGGAGGUGGACGUGGAGGUGGAGGUGGAGGUGCACGUGGAGGUGGACGUGGAGGUGGACGUGGAGGUGGACGUGGACGUGGACGUGGACGUGGACGUGGACGUGGACGUGGACGUGGACGUGGACAUGGGACUUGGACGUGGACAUGGACGUGGACAUGGACGUGGACGUGGACGUGGACAUGGACGUGGACGCGUGGACGUGGACAUGGACGUGGACAUGGACGUGGACGUGGACGUGGACGUGGACGUGGACAUGGACGUGGACGUGGACGUGGACGUGGACGUGGACGUGGACGUAGACGUGGACAUGGACGUGGACGUGGACGUGGACGUGGACGUGGACUUGGACGUAGACGUGGACGUGGACGUGGACGUGGAGGACUUGGACGUGGACGUGGACGUGGACGUGGACGUGGACGUGGUCGUGGACGUGGACGUGGACAUCAACGUGGACGUGGACGUGGACGUGGACAUCAACGUGGACGUGGACGUGGACGUGGACGUGGACGUGGACGUGGACAUGGACGUGGACGUGGACGUGGACGUGGACGAGGACAUGGACGUGGACAUGGACGUGGACGUGGACGUGGACAUGGUCGUGGACGUGGACAUGGACGUGGACGUGGACGUGGACGUGGACGUGGACGUGGACGUGGAGGACGUGGUCGUGGACGUGAACGUGGACGUGGACAUGGUCGUUGACGUGGACGUGGACGUGGACGUGGACGUGGACGUGGACAUGGACGUGGACGUGGACGUGGACGUGGACAUGGACAUGGUCGUUGACGUUGACGUGGACGUGGACGUGGACGUGGACGUGGACGUGGACAUGGACGUGGACAUGGACGUGGACGUGGACGUGGACGUGGACAUGGACGUGGACGGGGACGUGGACAUGGACGUGGACGUGGACGUGGACGUGGACAUGGACGUGGAGGACUUGGACGUGGACAUGGACGUGGACAUGGACGUGGACGUGGACGUGGACGUGGACGUGGACGUGGACAUGGACGUGGACGUGGACGUGGACAUGGACGUGGUCGUGGACGUGGACGUGGUCGUGGACGUGGACGUGGACGUGGACGUGGACGACUUGGACGUGGACGUGGACGUGGACGUGGACGACGUGGACGUGGACAUGGACGUGGACGUGGACGUGGAGGACUUGGACGUGGACGUGGACGUGGACGUGGUCGUGGACAUGGACGUGGACGUGGUCGUGGACGUGGACGUGGACGUGGACAUGGACGUGGACAUGGACGUGGACGUGGACGUGGACGUGGACAUGGACGUGGACGGGGACGUGGACAUGGACGUGGACGUGGACGUGGACGUGGACAUGGACGUGGAGGACUUGGACGUGGACAUGGACGUGGACGUGGACGUGGACGUGGACGUGGACGUGGACAUGGACGUGGACGUGGACGUGGACAUGGACGUGGUCGUGGACGUGGACGUGGUCGUGGACGUGGACGUGGACGUGGACGUGGACGACUUGGACGUGGACGUGGACGACGUGGACGUGGACAUGGACGUGGACGUGGACGUGGAGGACUUGGACGUGGACGUGGACGUGGACGUGGUCGUGGACAUGGACGUGGACGUGGACAUGGACGUGGACGUGGACAUCGACGUGGACGUGGACGUGGACGUGAACGUGGACGUGGACAUGGACGUGGACGUGGACGUGGACGUGGACAUGGACGUGGACGUGGACAUGGACGUGGACAUGGUCGUGGACGUGGACAUGGACGUGGACGUGGACGUGGACGUGGACGUGGACAUGGUCGUGGACGUGGACAUGGACGUGGACGUGGACGUGGACGUGGACGUGGACGUGGAGGACGUGGUCGUGGACAUGGACGUGGACGUGGACGUGGAAUUGGAGGACGUGGUCGUGGAUGUGGACGUGGACGUGGUCGUGGACGUGGACGUGGACGUGGACGUGGACGUGGACGUGGACAUGGACGUGGACGUGGACGUGGACAUGGACGUGGACGUGGACGUGGACGUGGUCGUGGACGUGGACAUGGACGUGGAGAUGGACGUGGACGUGGACAUGGACGUGGACGUGGACAUGGACAUGGAAAUGGACGUGGACGUGGACGUGGAGGACUUGGACGUGGACAUGGACGUGGACGUGGACGUGGACGUGGACGUGGACGUGGACGUGGUCGUGGACGUGGACGUGGACAUGGACAUGGACGUGGACAUGGACGUGGACGUGGACGUGGACGUGGACGUGGACGUGGUCGUGGACGUGGACGUGGACAGGGACGUGGACGUGGACGUGGACGUGGUCGUGGACGUGGACGUGGACGUGGACAUGGACGUGGAGGUGGACGCGGACGUGGACGUGGUCGUGGACGUGGACGUGGACGUGGACGUGGACAUGGACAUGGACGCGGACGUGGACGUGGACGUGGACAUGGAUAUGGACAUGGACAUGGACAUGGACAUGAACGUGGACGUGGACGUGGACAUGGACAUGGACGUGGACAUGGACGUGGACGUGGACAUGGACAUGGACAUGGACGUGGACGUGGACGUGGACAUGGACAUGAACGUGGACGUGGACGUGGACGUGGACAUGGACAUGGACGAGGACGUGGACGUGGACGUGGACGUAGACGUGGACGUAGACGUGGACGUGGACGUGGACAUGGACGUGGACGUGGACGUGGACGUGGACAUGGACGUGGACGUGGACAUGGACGUGGACGUGGACGUGGACGUGGACAUGGACGUGGACGUGGACGUGGUCGACUUGGACAUGGACGUGGACGUGGACGUGGUCGACUUGGACGUGGACAUGGACGUGGACGUGGACGUGGACGUGGACGUGGACGUGGACGUGGACGUGGACGUAAACGUGGACAUGGUCGUGGACGUGGACGUGGACGUGGACAUGGACGUGGACGUGGACAUGGACAUGGACGUGGACGUGGACGUGGACGUGGAGGAAUGGACGUGGACGUGGACGUGGACGUGGACGUGGGACGUGGACGUGGACGUGGACAUGGACGUGGACGUGGACAUGGACAUGGACAUGGACGUGGACGUGGACAUGGACAUGGACGUGGACGUGGACGUGGACGUGAACGUGGACGUGGACAUGGUCGUUGACGUGGACGUGGACGUGGACAUGGUGUGUUCAACCCACCGUGUGUUCAACCCACCGUAUGUUCAACCCACCGUGUGUUCAACCUAUCGUGUGUUCAACCCACCGUGUGUUCCACCCACUGUGUGA